Messenger RNA from Rhineura floridana, 5241 nucleotides. It is a transcript of the gene CYB5R5, whose product is annotated as NADH-cytochrome b5 reductase-like. The transcript is spliced from 7 exons. The record is from RefSeq and is a predicted model, not a curated record. Lineage: Eukaryota; Metazoa; Chordata; Lepidosauria; Squamata; Rhineuridae. The coding region runs from base 711 to 1637 and encodes 308 amino acids. Gene Ontology annotation, molecular function: oxidoreductase activity.
CCAGGCAUCUCUUCGACGCGGGCCCCGAAGCUGUGAUAGGGGUCGUGCCAUCCUCGCUUCCACUUCGGAAAGCGAGGCUUGGCUAGCCAAGGUACGUAGUACAUUUUCCCCUCGCUCGUCACCGCGUUGAGCUCGGGGAGCUGUUCCCGCACCGGCGGUGGCUUCCGUAAGUACCAGGGCAACCGCGCACCUGGGGGCGGCCCGCGUACAGUCCAGGGGGUGCGAGGAAGCGGGACACGGGAGGGCCUCGGCCCGUAGAGGAUUUUGCUGCGCCGUUGCCCAGAGGGCGCCCAGCAUUGCAAGCGUUUGACGAGCCGAUGUAACGCCAGCAUUCUUUUGGUCUCCAAACUGCUUCACUGUCCGCUGGUGGCGACAGCCAUUUUCCUUCCGCCUCCGGAGGGCAUGCUGGGAGGAGAGGCGGGAUUUUUUUGUGAUCGACACCGAGCCGGCUUUUCUUGUCCCGACCCCCACCAAGGGUAGAGCUCGUCUGACCCGCCUUAAGCGGAGCCUCCGGCCGUCGAGGAAAAGGGAAAGACGGAAGCGCCCUUGGAACAAACGGCGGUGACUUGUCCACGCGUAGGUGAUGGAGCAGGCGAAACAGCCUCGGGUUUUGUUAAGGACAGAAGAACAGUGCCAUUCAUCACACCACUGCAACUAAUGCACUGACUGCAGGGAAUAGCCCACUUUCGCAGCGGCAAAAUACUGCGGUAAUGGGUGAUAGUGAAGAUGACUGGCUGGCUGUCAAGCCCAAGGAACCAUUGCCAUCCCAGUGCUGUGGUAGUGGCUGCAAACCCUGCAUCUAUGACAUAUAUCAGAAAGAGCUGGAGCAAUGGGAAGAGGCCAAGACAAAAAAAGAUGGAAGCCUCUUGACCAGGAAGCAGCAGCAAAGUAGUAAUUCAGAACUAACUCCAGAAACAUUCACGGCUUUCAUCAUAAGCUCUGUAGAUCAGCUGACAGAGGACACCUACCAGUAUAAAUUUGAAUUGCCUGGAAGCAGCAGCCUAGGGUUGAGUUUAGGACAACAUAUUGUGCUAAGAGGACUGGUGAAUGGUUUGGAAGUUCAGAGAGCCUAUACUCCAAUUACUCCUGUGAAUACCGAAGGGUACUUUGAAGUUUUAAUAAAGUGCUAUGAAGAUGGACUAAUGUCACAAUACAUAAAAUCCUGGAAAGAAGGAGAUUCAGUUUUUUGGAGAGGACCAUUUGGAGGCUUUCCUUACACAGCCAAUCAAUAUGGAGAACUUCUCAUGCUUGCUUCUGGUACUGGUCUAGCACCAAUGCUUCCUAUUCUUCAGCAUGUAACAGAAAAUGAGGAUGAUGAAACAUUUGUAACUCUAGUGGGCUGCUUCAAGAAUUUUGAAAAUAUUUACAUGAAGUCUCUUCUUCAAGAGCAAUCUCGAUUCUGGAACGUAAGGGCAUUUUACGUAUUAAGCCAGGAAUGUUCGCUUGAAAAUCUGCCAUGGAGCUUUCAAGAAAACACACACAUUGGCCGAAUAAAUGAAAACUUGAUUAAGGGUAUGGUGAACACAUGUAGGAGACAACCUUUUGUAUUGAUAUGUGGCUCAGUGACAUUUAGUGAAGAUAUGAAGAGAUGCUUGAAAGCCGUUGGUCUUAAAGAAGAUUUGUAUUUUAUAUUUUAAAGGAUUUCAACAAAUAACAUUAUCUUUGCUACAAAUAACUUUAAUCUACCUUUGGUCAGUUUGGAUUUAUGCCAAUCCGUCCACAUUUGUGCUUCCUGUCCUAAGAGUAGGUUAAAGAAUCCCAUAAAUGAGCAAAUACCACAACUGGUGAUAUUUAUUUAUUUAUUGUAUUUGUACACCGCCCCAUAGCCGAAGCUCUCUGGGCAGUUUACAGUAACUAAAUCUAAAUCUAACUAAAGAUAUAAAUCUAGUCCCAUUUGCAGCAAGUUAUUCUUGGCCGUUUCCAGAAAGUAAUUAUGGGGGGAUAUUGCUUGGCACAAUGGAAGUUUUACUGUGACAUCCCACAGGAUACCAUCUUGUUCCCCAUGCUAUUUAACAUCUAUUUGAAACCACUGGGAUCUGAAUCAGGAGAGGCAGUUCAGGUGCUAGACUAAUGUUUGGAAGCAGUGACGAGCUGGAUAUGGAGCUUGAAGCAGAAUCCUGAUAAGACAGAAGCAUUAUGAGUUCUGAGCUCUUGGAUCUGAGAGGUGGGGAGACAGCCUAUUUUAGAUUGUUGCACUCACCUGGAAGGCACAGAUCCACAGCUUGGGGGGUAUUCCUGGAUCCAACAUUGUCACUGGAAGUUCAGGUAGCUUCAGUGGCUAGGAGUGCCUAUUUCCAGCUAUGACUGGUUUUCCAGCUAUAGCCCCUUUUGGACAGAGAUGGCUUAGCCCAGCCUUUCCCAACUAGUAGGCCACCAGAUGUUGUUGGACCACAAUUCCCAUCUUUCCUGACCAUUGUCCAUGCUGGCUGAGGCUGAUGGGAGUUGUGGUCCAACAACAUCUGGUGGCCCACUAGUUGGGAAAGGCUGACUUAGCCAUUGUAUUCCAUGCUCUAGUAAUUUCCGGAUUCGAUUAUUGCAAUGUGCUCUACUGCCCCUAAGCUAUGAAAUUCCUUCCAUAUAGAAGUGUGCCUGGCACCUUCACUAUAGUUUUCAUCAUAUGCUAAAGAUUCACUUCUUUACCCUGUCCUUUGACACCUGAGAUACAUGAUUUUAGCACCCACUCUAUUAAUUUGAAUUAAAUUAUUUUAACUAGUUUUAAUAUUAUACUUUUAUAUUGCUGUAACCCAUUGUGGGACUUUCUGGUGAAGGGCAGGUAAGAAAUCUAAUUAAUAAUAAUUCCCUGUCACUUGUGGAGAUGACCUUCUCAUUGAGCAGAUUGGUGAUUGGAGCCUACUUGCUCCUCUUGCUCCUCCAGCAGCUAACACUAAUUGGGCUGACCCGAGACAUUUUCACAUGCCGAGUAGCUGAACCACAUGCUUUAAAAAGUGUACCUCAGGAAUGGAUCUCUUGCUAUAUUACAGAGGAUGCCUAUAGGGCAUCUGCAAGGUGGGCAAUACCCCCACCUCACCCUGGAUCGAACCAUACUCCCCAAAUUCCCAGGUUUUUUUUUAAAAAAGAAGACACAAAUCUCUAGCCCUUGUAGAGUCUGAGAUACGAGGCAAAAUGUACAUGCGCUCUUCUGCCCAUUGGUUUUAUGAGAAUUUGUCUCCUCCCACCUGUCUGUCCUAAGACAACAAAUGAAGUCAUAGCUGAGACUGACAUUUAGGCAGCUGUGCAUUGAAGGGGGAAAUGCCCCGAGAUGAAGACCCAUCACUUUUUUGCAGGUGGCCCCCUCCAGGUGUCCCUCUGAGUAUAGCCAAUCAAGCUGCCAUGUGCUUACUUUUAAAAGCAACACCCUUUUCUCUUGCCUUAGGGGAGAGGGGGAGAAUCCAGCAAGGUCAGCAGUCACUACAGCCAAUUAGCAGUCAUUAUAAAUGUCGUUGUGUGGAGGAGAGAGACAGGAGGAGGGAGAAAGUCAGCAGGAGUUAAAAGGACUUUUACAGAGGAGGGACAGCCAAGUCCAAUUUGGGAGGGAGGUUGCAUCAGAAUCUUACUAAAAUGAAGGGCUUUAAACAGUUGCAUGCAGACUGCAGCCAAAGUGGAGGGUAGCCACACCGGGGGGGGGGGGGAGGAUGGGGCUUAGAGUGAGGCAAAGCAGUGUUUUCUCACAGAGAAAGGGGAUGAAAGAAAUAAGGCCACUUGUAAAAUGCAAGGUGCAUUGCUUGUAAAGCAUUUUUCCCCUUGAUGGUGCUUUUUGCAGUAGAUUGUCUGUGAGAAAUUGAAUGGGUGGGAGAUAAAGGGCUAAGAAGAGGGGGGGUAUUUUAUAGCCAUCACUGCACUCAAGAGAACUCCUCACAGCUGAUCUACGAAAAGCAGGUUUCUUCCCCUUGUAAAAUACAGGCAGCUUUGCUCUUUGUCCACUUUCUUAGCCCUUUGCUCUUUCUGUCUUCCCCCACCCUGUGUGAGGUUCUGUCUAUUCCCCCCCCCCCACUUCCUCAAAGAUAAUCUGCAAAAAGUACAAUUGAGGGGGGGAAAGAACCGCUUUACAAACAAUUCCCCUUGUAUUUUACAGGCAGCCUUCUUUCUUCAGGCUGCCUGCCUUUGCCCCCUUUGUGAGGAAAUGCCAUCUCACCUCACUCUCCACUCACUCUUCUUAGCCCCUUUCUCUUUCUCCCCUCACUCACUCUGUGAUGUCUGCAGUGAGUCUAUGCAAGAAGAAAGAAUUGCUUGUCAAGCAAUGCCCCUUGUAUUUUGCUGGCAUCAUGUGCAAAAAAUAAAUCCUCUCAGCUGAUAACGCAAAACACAUGGGGAAGAAACUUUUUUUUUUGCAACUCAGCUGUGAGAGGGACCUCUCUUGCACGCAGCGAUACCUGCAAAAUACCAGCUUCUUUGUGUGUGUCCCCGGGGAGGGAAGAAAGAACCACUUUGCUUGCCCUAUGUUUGGUGUUUUGUGAAGUCCUGAGCACAGGGCUGGGAAAGCCCCAUGUGCAACAGUUUCCAAGCACCUGAUUGCCAGUAGGCUGUUGUGGCUUGGGGACCCCCUGCAAGGAGUUUGGAUAGGUGGGUUGGAGAGCCCACUUACCAAACAUUUGACACCAUAAUCAUGUCAUGUGAUUGACAGGUGGGUGGCAACAUCAGUCAAAUUUGGCCUGUGAGACCAAUCUUAAUGACUCAUGAAGGGACUCUGCACUUCUAUAUUUGUCACUACACUGCUGCAUUUAGGAGAGCUUCAGCUAUGGGGCAGUAUACAAAUGCAAUAAAUAAAUAAUCUCCUAACUUGGAUCUUUUUUACCAACCCCGUUGUCUUUUUUCACACCUGAGUUUGUAAACAUUUUUUUGAAUUACCCUGCUAAUACAGUCCGCCAUUAUUGUACCCAUAUUGCAGAGGAUAAGGCUGCGGAUUGGGAAUUUUGUAUGCAAAAAUAACUAAGAGAAAACCACUUCUUCCCCACUGCCACUCUGCAGACUGCACUCACAUUUCCCACAAACAAAGAAACCCUGAAAACCACGUGUUAUUUGAGCCUCAAGGGCCUUCAAAAUGCUGCACCUGAAGUUCUUGCUGCCAUCAUCACCAUGCUCCACGUAGUCAUUUUCUGUCAAGGCUGUCUGGGAUUUCUGGCCAAAAGUACUCCCUGCACAAAAAUACCUCAGGUUACAGCCAAGGUCUUUCCUCUCCACCCAGGCAUUUUAGCAUGCGUUUUUAAAUUGUUUUUUUUUUUAAUAAAAGUGUUAUUAAAUGUG